AUGGUGGACAAAUAGCCCUUGGUCAUCUACGGCCAAUCCGGAAGCGGCAAGACCAGCGUGAUCGCAAAAGCGGCUAGUAUGGCUAGGGAGUGGCUGCAAGAACUCGACAAUUUGGCAAAAGAAAGAGAUGCUAUCACUUCCGUUUCUACAGCCGCCGAAAACAACAGCCCCGUGCAUGCUCCCGGUACUUUUUUGGACCCAUCCGACGCCAUAGUUGCAUACGACUCCAGCGAGCCGGGCAGUCGGACGGCCUCAGCCCGACCCUUGGCGAAACGGCACCACAGACCUCUUCGAGACGGUCUGCUUUACGACCUGGAAGCCUCUGGA
This is a messenger RNA of Protopolystoma xenopodis, 327 nucleotides long. Lineage: Eukaryota; Metazoa; Platyhelminthes; Monogenea; Polystomatidea; Polystomatidae. The record is from the annotation of a GenBank genome assembly.